Messenger RNA from Urocitellus parryii (Arctic ground squirrel), 2924 nucleotides. RefSeq names its product sideroflexin 1 (gene Sfxn1). Lineage: Eukaryota; Metazoa; Chordata; Mammalia; Rodentia; Sciuridae. Gene Ontology annotation, molecular function: monoatomic ion transmembrane transporter activity. Gene Ontology annotation, cellular component: mitochondrial inner membrane. The record is from RefSeq and is a predicted model, not a curated record. Gene Ontology annotation, biological process: serine import into mitochondrion; monoatomic ion transport.
GCGGCGCGGGCGGCAGCGGCGGCGAGUCGCAGGCGGGACGAUGUCUGGGGAACUGCCAUUGCACAUCAACAUCGAGGAACCUCGAUGGGAUCAGAGCACGUUUGUGGGGCGAGCCAGUCACUUCUUCACCGUGACGGAUCCCAGGAACAUCCUGUUAACGGAUGAGCAACUAGAGAACGCAAAGAGAAUAGUCCAUGAUUACAGACAAGGAGUUGUCCCUCCGGGUCUUACAGAGAACGAGCUGUGGAGAGCCAAGUACGUGUACGAGUCGGCCUUCCACCCUGAUACCGGRGAGAAGAUGAUCCUGAUCGGGCGGAUGUCAGCCCAGGUGCCCAUGAACAUGACCAUCACCGGGUGCAUGAUGACCUUCUACAGGACCACACCAGCUGUCCUGUUCUGGCAGUGGAUCAACCAGUCCUUCAACGCCAUUGUCAACUACACCAACAGAAGCGGAGAUGCCCCUCUCACUGUGAGUGAGUUGGGAACAGCUUACGUUUCUGCAACCACGGGAGCUGUGGCCACAGCGCUGGGGCUGAACGCGCUGACCAAGCACGUGUCGCCACUCAUAGGACGCUUCGUGCCCUUUGCUGCUGUGGCUGCUGCCAAUUGUAUUAACAUCCCACUGAUGCGUCAAAGGGAGCUCAAAGCUGGCAUUCCAGUCACCGACAACAACGGGAACCGCUUGGGCGAGUCAGCGAACGCAGCACAGCAGGCCAUCUCCCAGGUGGUCGUCUCCAGGAUUCUCAUGGCGGCCCCCGGCAUGGCCAUCCCUCCAUUUAUCAUGAACACUCUGGAGAAGAAGGCCUUCCUGAAGAGGUUCCCGUGGCUGAGCGCACCCAUCCAAGUUGGCCUCGUGGGCUUCUGCUUGGUGUUUGCCACGCCCCUGUGCUGUGCCCUGUUUCCUCAGAAAAGUUCCAUGAGUGUGACAGCCUUGGAGGCUGAGCUGCGAGCCAAGAUCCUAGAGAGCCAUCCUGAGCUGCAGCGCGUGUACUUCAACAAGGGACUGUAAAGUAGGGACGGAAACCUCGACAGCUGAUCCUGCCCGCUGCAAGCCCUGUGUAGCCGUGUCGUGAGGAAGGUCCRGUCAGCCUGGGUUCCGGCUUCUCCAAACUCCACGUUAGCCUUUAAGAAUAAAGCUGCUGCUGAGGACRCUGCCCGUGGUGCGGGCCAGUGGCCUGACACCUGUCGGCUCCCUCACGUUUGAAUCAUGAUGACUUAGAGAACACCCCCCUGUAGCUUUCACAAUGACUGCUUCUCAAAGACAAUACCCCGCCCUGUGCCAAGGGUUUUUAAAAGGUACUGCUAGGCUUAGAGUAGGCACUUAGGAUAGGCUUGGUAGAUAUUUAUAGAUGCUCAGUCAACACAAAGGUGGUCCAAAGCAUCAAGUGUCAUUCCCACUCUGCUUCCAUCCAGGAGAUCCCAGCAGUGACCUGGGAAGGCAGAAGUCCCAGGCAGAGUACCCUCAGUACUAAGGGAACACUGCUUCCUUCCUGUGUGGCCAGAGGGCAAGGGGGAAGUAGGUGGUGCAGAUCUUGGAACUUUAGGUAAAGGCUCCUUCACAGACUCCGGAAGUAGAGCCCCAGGCGGGGCAUCUCACCCCCUACCACCGACUGUUAGGCACAUCCAUAUUGUCGGUGCAUUUUCUUUAUUGCAUUUUAUUCUUAUAAACAUGUUGAUCUUACUUUGCAGUUGUUGGCUUUAUAUUCAGUUAUUUCCAUCAUAUGAUCAAGCAGCUUAACCAUAGCAAAUGUCUCAUUUUGGAAGUGUGUUCUGUGCCUGGGCUAUGUGACGGCAUGAAUCUGGUUGGCUGGUUUCCUAGAAGUGACAGUCCCCUUCCCUGCGUGGCUCACCCUGCCUUCCUUGUAGACCUCUGUGGCUUUCAGAAGGAUACAGAGUUAACAUGUGCAUAAAUCAGUAACUGUGAGUUUUACUUGACUGUGGUACCUACAUUCCUUCCUGUUUGAAAAGGCUGGACCGCGGGCCGCUGUUUACAUCACGGUAGUGAUUUCCAUCAUUCCCAUCGAGUCUGUAAUGUAACCGGUGAUUUCCAGUCUGUAGAUGUUCACCAAGGCACCUGUUCAUCGAUGUACUUCAAUGUCAUUGUAAUUCAGAGAUUUGUGAGUGUAAAAAAAUAUUUAGAAACUAUUUACUUUUGAUGGGCCCUUUCUCCUGACAGUGUGUGCAAACAGUUUCUUGAUAAAGAAAAGCUGCGGUGCCUUGUGUCUGUGUUCCUCUUUUCUCUGAAAGGGUGAGCAGAUCUGAAGCUCUGACUUCCCUGGUGCCGCUAGAAUCUCCUGCUUGAGGAUUUGCUGUCUCAGCAAAAUGCUUCCCCAUGGCGUUCUGGCCUUGGGCCGACUUUGCAACYGUCGAUGCUUCUCUCUCAAAAGCAACAAAAAGCCUGAGAUUCCAGGCAGAUCUCCGUGCCAUGAAAGYGCUGUUGGUAAGAAGCCAGGGCCUCAAGGUUGUGCCCAUUCCUCUCAGUCCACUCCCCAGCUAGCCCAGCGCCGGCAGAGCCUGCACUCUGUGAUGGUCCAGCAACUGGCUGGAAGCCUGCCGGCUCCUGAGAACGGGCACACACUGGGGGGACACGGCCAAACCACUGGGGAAUGGCACCACGAAGCUGAGGCUUGUCCUUUUAAACCUGGAUAUUGAGGCUUCAGACUCUUAAUGCUUCUAUGUAGAAAUAUUAACUGUAUGGUUAAUCACAUUUUAUAAAAAAAGAACAAAGGAACCCAUCUUUUAGGAAUACCUUUUCUGAAGGAAACAAUCCACAUGAAAUGCAAUAAGCUUAUUAUGGUAAACAGUUAAUUUCCGUGGACAAGGUGUAGAGUCAGGAUGGUGAGCUGUCACCGACUGGCAGUUACCGUUUCAGUGUUAGCCCAGCGUCUUGCCCGUGUUGGAGUCAAUGUAUUAUUUCAGUUCAA